UUACAAGCGAAGUUGCUGCAUCUUUUUAGGAAGCUACAUGCUUUCUUUCGACACCCAAAGGUCGCAUGGUGUCAGGGACGCGCCUAGUCACGGGAACAGAACCGCGCGCGCUCACGAGCGGCAGGAUCGCGCUUUAACAGUGAAGUGUAUCAAACAGCGUGCGGGGAUCCAACCUAAUGGUUUACAUUGGGUCACAAGGACCAGUCAAUGAUUUGCGCCAAUUGUUUUUCCUUCUUGUUCGGCGUCUAUUUUGCAAACCUUUUGUAUUUUGCACGCGGAGGGGCUGACAGAGCAAACUCAUCUGUAUGAUCGGGGAGCAGGAGCACACAGUAUGGUCCGGGAAACCAGACAUUUAUGGGUGGGAAAUUUACCCGAAAAUGUACGAGAGGAGAAAAUCAUUGAGCACUUCAAGCGAUAUGGACGGGUGGAGAGCGUCAAGGUACUGCCCAAGCGGGGUUCAGAAGGUGGAGUUGCAGCCUUUGUGGAUUUUGUGGACAUCAAAAGUGCUCAGAAGGCUCACAAUGCUAUCAACAAGAUGGGGGACAGAGACCUGCGCACUGAUUACAAUGAACCGGGCACAAUUCCUAGUGCAGCCAGGGGGCUGGACGAUAGUCUGUCCUUAGGCUCUCGCGGCCGGGAUGUAUCAGGGUUCACACGGGCGGCAGGGGGUGCCGUGUAUGGGCCCCCCACGUCGCUCCACAGCAGAGAUGGACGCUAUGAACGCAGACUAGACGGGUAAGUGGACCAAGUUUCUCUGAAGGCAGGGGGAACCGCGGUUUCUAGUCAACACCUUACCCCCAAGCAUCUUUCCACCAUUUCAUUCACUUGUUCUGGGGUUCAAGAAGAAAGAAAGAGUUAAACC
Salarias fasciatus (jewelled blenny) is the source of this 862-nucleotide messenger RNA. RefSeq names its product msx2-interacting protein-like. Gene Ontology annotation, molecular function: RNA binding. The coding region runs from base 332 to 739 and encodes 135 amino acids. Gene Ontology annotation, cellular component: nucleus. NCBI's taxonomy places the organism in Eukaryota, Metazoa, Chordata, Actinopteri, Blenniiformes, Blenniidae. The transcript is spliced from 2 exons. The record is from RefSeq and is a predicted model, not a curated record.